AUGAAGUCGAGUACCGUCUCCGUUUCGGUGAUAUAUGGACGAGUUCGCAUUGAUAAGAAAACAUCGAAGGUGAUAGUACUACAGCCACAAACGCAGACGCAGACCUCCCAACAAGUGUAUCUACUGCAACCGGCAACGACGACUACUUCGCAUGGUCAGCCGCCGGUCACGUUCAUUCCGGUACAACUUCCACCGCAGGACAAUAAUAAGAAGUCGAUCAAUAUAUUAAACACUGUUCCGAGUGCUUCGGGACAGAUGGUCAGGAAUUUUAAGACAAUCGAUUCGGGACGACGAGAAGCGCAAUUACUCGCCCAACAGCAGCAACAGCAACAACAACAGCAGCAGCAGCAGAACGCGGUGAACGCUGUUGCGAAUUCGAAUAACGCUGGAUCGUCGUCUGGAACGACGGGAGCCACAUCUGGAAUGGGAAUAAGCGGGCAACAGCGAAUUACGUUAGGUAAUUUGCACUUCCAACAAGAUCCAAACGAUCCUCAAAAAUGGAUUAUUACAAACGAGCCGAGCUCAUCAAUAUCAACACAAAAGAACAAUCAGCAGGGAAUGAUGAAAAACGAAAUGAUGAACAAUUCAAUUAAUGAUUCUGGCCUUAUUUCAAAUAUUACUGGUGAAUACGAUAUGGGUAUGAACUCCGAGUUGCCGAAACGAUGUGCGUGUACGUGUCCGAAUUGCGCAGGAAAUAAUCGAGUAGGCGACGGAAAAACGCGUCUUCACAUCUGUCAUAUUUGCAAUAAAACGUACGGAAAAACGUCACAUUUGAGGGCUCAUUUGCGUGGACAUGCGGGAAAUAAGCCAUUUGCAUGCGAUUGGCAACACUGCAAUAAACGAUUUACAAGAAGCGAUGAACUUCAGCGGCAUAGGCGGACACAUACGGGAGAAAAACGAUUCCAGUGCAGUCAUUGCGGCAAGAAAUUCAUGCGAAGCGACCAUCUGACGAAGCACGAACGGACGCAUUCGACGAAUCGAAUCAAUCCGAUGGGUCAGACGGCCGCGACAAUCCGCCUCAAUUAG
Molecule: messenger RNA, 1026 nt
Organism: Caenorhabditis bovis
Lineage: Eukaryota; Metazoa; Nematoda; Chromadorea; Rhabditida; Rhabditidae
Source: the annotation of a GenBank genome assembly